GAGACGGUUUAGAUCCGUCACAAAAUCGAGAUACGGUUCUUUGGAUUAUUAUAGUUGAUUAUUUCAUUGUUUUUCGCUGCAUAUUUCUGAUUACCUCUUUUGUUCACUCUGGUUGCUCCGUGUUCAUCCAUCAAUGGAGGAAAAUACUUUCGAACCAGAAUUGAUUCGUGCGAUUUUCAAAUUGGUUUGGGAGAGACGAGCUGCAGAGCGGGAGAAAAAUCAACUUUCAGAAACUGAAGCUGAGGCGGGACCAAGCACGUCGAAGAGAAGUCGGCUUACUUCUAUCAAUGGAAAUGGAUUGAAGCUGAGCUGCGAACUCCUUCGCGUAUUUGUGACAGAGGCUAUUCAACGAGCUGCUACCAUUGCUGAAGCAGAGGGUUCUCUGAAAAUAGAAGCAACUCAUCUAGAGAGGAUACUUCCGCAAUUACUUUUAGAUUUUUAAGCAUUGCAACAUUGUGUUGACUAGGCAAUUCUCCUAGUUUUUCUGGCCUUGCUUGCUACUGGGUGUAAUGCUGCCGAUGUAUUUUUCCAGCCUUUUUUAUUUACCAUAUGCUCGAGGUUACUCUCAUGGCAGCAGAAUUCGGAAGGGCUCAAGCGAGCAAACAAAAGUAUGAAUUUUGGAUUUACAGUCCUUAACUCAUGCACUGGGGAUCUUCAUGACAGCUUUGCCAUAGGCAUGUUCGAAUGUGGAUGAAAUUUAGUGCUAUGUUAAUGCAAAAGCUAAUGCAUCCAUUUUGGGGAUAGCGUUAAUGAGUUGAAUUAUCCGACCUCAUCCUAAUGUCUCUUCAUGAGCAAAUCUCUAUCUCUUCUGCCCAAUUGCCCAUAAUAUUGAUAGUAUGCAGUAGCAAUUAUGUAUUCUAAUUAUGGAUUUCCUAUA
Sesamum indicum (sesame) is the source of this 877-nucleotide messenger RNA. NCBI's taxonomy places the organism in Eukaryota, Viridiplantae, Streptophyta, Magnoliopsida, Lamiales, Pedaliaceae. The record is from RefSeq and is a predicted model, not a curated record.